This is a messenger RNA of Gadus chalcogrammus (walleye pollock), 644 nucleotides long. Its product is annotated as actin-binding Rho-activating protein-like. Lineage: Eukaryota; Metazoa; Chordata; Actinopteri; Gadiformes; Gadidae. Gene Ontology annotation, biological process: positive regulation of Rho protein signal transduction. Gene Ontology annotation, molecular function: actin binding. The annotation marks the transcript as partial. The transcript has a single exon. The record is from RefSeq and is a predicted model, not a curated record.
AAGGAGAACUGGCAGCAGUGGUCCAGCGACCACCAGGCGUCCCAGAAGCAGAACCCCUUCAGCCAGCAGGUCUGCGGGGGCCCCCCGACGGGCCUCCCUCAGCGGGGCCAGCGCGGCUACGGGAGGCCCUUGGAGGGCUCCAUGACGGAGCGACGCGGGAGGGACGCUCACACGCACGUCGGCCGGGAGGUGGAGGAGCUGUGCGCUGCCAUCAGAGCCAUCGGCCGGCGAGGGGAAGAAGGGGCGGACGCCGGACUCGGGGGCACAGGCGCUGGGGACCGGGGUGGUGCCGCCGGGCAGGGGACGGGGAGCGUCACGGUGGAGUUCGGGAGGCUGUUCGAGCACUACGUCACCAUCUCCAACAAGUUGGUGGGGGUGCUGCUCCGAGCCAGGAGGCAGGGUCUGGUUCACUUUGACGGGGAGAUGCUUUGGCAGGGGCAGGACGAUCGCGUGGUGAUCACUCUGCGGCAGUGACCGGAGGCUCCAGUCCAAUGCACCGACCACACACGUCAGGGUUCGUCGCGGCAGAGGCCCCUUGACGGAGCACGGAGCAACCAUAUGGAAAGCCAAGAAGGCCACUAACUGGCCCUAGAAUGGCGCGGUAAAAUGGUUUCAGUGCGGUUUAGCACUUUUACCGUGCCAUU